AUGGCCACCCCAGCUGCCUUGCCUCCGCUGCCGUUCAACCCUUCGAGGGUCCGAUCAUACAUACUCCGUCUACCUCUGUUUACGCGACUGGUGCUCCUGGCGGUGCUUGUGUUCUGGCUGCUCGAAUUGCAGACUAUUUGGAGCGUGGUACAAUGGGGCUCUUUGACUCCAGAUGAGAUUGGGUUUGGAACCAUGUAUCGGUUGAACACCUAUCCGUUCAUCCACGUGGGGUUCUUCCAUGCCUUCCUGAACUUGUUAGCGCUAACGCCAUUGCUGGAGCGGUUCGAAGCCGAGCAUGGUACAUUGACGGCUGUUGCUUUGUUUAUUGGACCUCUUUCCACUUUCCCUGCCGGUCUUUACCUACUGGUUGAGAAGGUUAUUUUGCACAGAAACACUGCCGUCGUUGGCUCUAGUGUUUGGGUGUUCCUGUUGCUCGGCUCUGAAGCCAUCAGGACUUUCAAGUCCAACCCCUACUUCAGUCUCGGUACUCAGAGAAUUCCGACCUGGACUUCGCCCCUGGUUGCAUGCGUUGUUGUCGCGAUUCUCGUGCCCAACACCAGCUUCCUGGGCCACUUGUGUGCAAUUGUUGUCGGGUAUCUGCUCGGCCUCGGUUACCUUAAGAUCUUUGUUCCGCCAGAGAAGGUUCUACGAUGGAUCGAAGGGAAAUUGAACCUCCUCGGACGACUGCCUCAUUAUGUGUCAGUGGACCAGAAGACGUAUGGUCGCUAUGGUGUUCUGCCGAUGACCAACACUGGGGGUGAGCGGCCAACCCCUCUGAGCUAUCUGGGAUCGACUCAGCGUCUGGGAUCCUCGGAGUAA
Messenger RNA from Aspergillus melleus, 819 nucleotides. It is a transcript of the gene rbd2, whose product is annotated as rhomboid protease family protein RBD2. The transcript is spliced from 6 exons. The record is from RefSeq and is a predicted model, not a curated record. Bases 1 to 819 code for a protein of 272 amino acids. Gene Ontology annotation, cellular component: membrane. Gene Ontology annotation, molecular function: serine-type endopeptidase activity. NCBI's taxonomy places the organism in Eukaryota, Fungi, Ascomycota, Eurotiomycetes, Eurotiales, Aspergillaceae.